Molecule: messenger RNA, 480 nt
Organism: Vicia villosa (hairy vetch)
Lineage: Eukaryota; Viridiplantae; Streptophyta; Magnoliopsida; Fabales; Fabaceae
Exons: 2
Coding region: 1-480 (159 amino acids)
Source: RefSeq, a predicted model, not a curated record
AUGCUUGCCUUUGAACUGGUUAGAGGCUAUAACAGGAAAGGUGGCACCCCUAGAAGCAUGCUCCAAAUAGACCUGCAAAAGGCCUAUGAUAUGGUUGACUGGUCUUCUUUGGAAACUGUGUUGAAGGAGCUAGGCUUUCCCAUGAAAUUCAUAAAUUGGAUUAUGCUGGGAACUUCCACUGUGAGCUAUAGAUUCAAUGUAAAUGGAGAAUAUACUCAGAAGAUGACAAAGAAUACUGAUUUCAGAUUUCAUAGCAAAUGCCAAAAACUUAGACUGACUCACUUAACAUUUGCUGAUGAUGUACUGUUGUUUAGUAGAGGAGAUGAUACUUCUCUAAGGAAGAUGCUCAUUGCCUUUAAUAGCUUUUCUGAAUCCACAGGUCUUGUUGUGAAUCCCAAUAAAUGUAAGGCCUUCUAUGGUGGAAUGGAUACUAACAUGAAAAAUCAGGCUGGGAUUAUUACUGGAUUUGCAGAACAAUAA